AUGGUUGAAUGUUUUAACAAUGGGUUCGAGAUGUUCCGAGAUUAUGCUUCGGUCGUCUCACCAGACUACAAUUGGAGCGAAAUAGAUGUUACUGGUGUGUGGGAGGUUCUGAAUAUGUGUGGACAGGGAAUGGUUGAUCAUAGCCUUGUGCAUGCAGUGAGGAAGAAGAGCAAGGACAUGGAUCUAUUGAUGGACCUGUAA
Prunus armeniaca (apricot) is the source of this 201-nucleotide messenger RNA. The record is from the annotation of a GenBank genome assembly. NCBI's taxonomy places the organism in Eukaryota, Viridiplantae, Streptophyta, Magnoliopsida, Rosales, Rosaceae.